AUGAGAACAUAAGAAAGUGAUAAAAUAACUUGUUUAUCAUUAAAAAAACUCAAAAAUCAAAAAUUCUAUGAAAUAAUAUUAUUGAAAGAGAGAGUUGCACUUCUCUAAAAAGAAUCAGAAAAUAUUGAAAAACGAGCAGACCCUUUAAAGUCGAAACUUUUAAAGAAUGUUGAAGAAUCAAAAAGGCUAUAUGAAGAUAUAAAAGAGAAAGUAUAGUUAUUAAUAAUAAGGAAUAAGAAUAUGAAUAAUUUAUUUAAAACGAAAAAGAAAAAGAAUAAAAUGCAAAAAGAAUGAAAAAAAAUUUUUUAAAGUUUUCAUCAAAUGAUGCUUUAUAAUUUGCUAGAGAGCAUGCUUUGAAAGAAAAAAAAGAAUAAGCAUUGAAAAUAAAAUAACUUCGUGAGAAAGAUAAAUUAUUAAUAAAAAUGAAUUAGGAUUCGUAUAUAAAAGAGAAAAUAUUGAAUAAGUAUAUUUUUUAUGUUUUAAAACCGUAUUUAGAUAUGAAGUGCAAAAAUAGGAAUAGUAAAUUAAGGAGAAAUUAAAAGAAUAUCAUGAAAAUAGAUAAUAAAAAUUUUAAGAAAUGAGUUCUAUUGAAAAAUCUUAAAUAAAAUAAGAGUUAGAUAGUAAAGAUUAAGAACUAAAAGCAUUAGAAGAAUUAGAAAUGAGAUUUUUACAAAAAUUGUAAUAAAGCAAAUCGUAAUAGCUAUAAUUUAAGAAUUAAAUAAAAGAUGCAAUGGAAUUAAAGUUAGAGGAUUAUAAAAAAAAGUACUAAAAGAAAUAGAAACGAGAAUGA
Molecule: messenger RNA, 790 nt
Organism: Paramecium sonneborni
Lineage: Eukaryota; Ciliophora; Oligohymenophorea; Peniculida; Parameciidae
Source: the annotation of a GenBank genome assembly